Molecule: messenger RNA, 2744 nt
Organism: Saccoglossus kowalevskii
Lineage: Eukaryota; Metazoa; Hemichordata; Enteropneusta; Harrimaniidae
Product: serine-threonine kinase receptor-associated protein-like
Biological process (GO): spliceosomal snRNP assembly
Cellular component (GO): SMN complex
Molecular function (GO): protein binding; RNA binding
Source: RefSeq, a predicted model, not a curated record
AUGGCGUCUGUCAAGCAAACACCACUCUCGUGUAGUGGGCAUACGAGGCCAGUUGUCGACUUGUCAUUCAGCCAAGUUACACCGUAUGGUUAUUUUUUAAUCAGCGCAUGUAAAGAUGGCAAGCCCAUGCUUCGUCAGGGUGAUACUGGAGAUUGGAUUGGCACAUUUCUAGGACAUAAAGGUGCUGUAUGGGGUGCCACGCUGAGCAGAGAUGGUGAAAGAGCCGCUACAGGUGCUGCAGAUUUCACAGCUAAAGUAUGGAGUGCUGUGACUGGGGAUGAGAUCUAUUCCUUCACCCAUCGUCAUAUCGUGAAAACAGUGGAUUUCUCUGAGGAUGGAUCUAGACUUCUUACUGGUAGCAAUGAGAAACUCAUGCGUAUCUUUGAUUUAAAUCAUCCUGAAUCAGAACCCCAAGUAAUCAGUGGACACACGUCUAGUAUACGGGAUGCCCUCUGGUGUCAGAAAGGCAAAACUAUUAUCAGUGCAGCUGAAGACAAAACUGUUAGGAUGUGGGAUGUGGCAAGUAAUCGUGAGAUUAUGAAGAUAGAUUUAGAUUCGUCUAACUUGAAUCUUGAUAUAAAUAAUGAUGGUUCGAUUCUUGUCAUCACUCAUGGUAAAAGUAUAUCCUUCUAUAAAACAGACAGUCUUGAAAAACUCAAAUCGUACGAAGCGCCGACACCUGUAUACUCUGCUUCUCUUCAUCCUGAAAAGCUGUGUUUUGUUGCUGGAGGAGAAGACUUUAAAAUUUACAAGUUUGACUACGAAACAGGACAAGAGCUAGAAUCUUAUAAAGGACAUUUCGGUCCCGUCCACUGUGUGCGCUUUUCACCAGACGGCGAGUUAUACUCUAGCGGCUCAGAAGAUGGCACAUUACGACUCUGGCAGACGUCAGUCGGAAAAACCUACGGACUCUGGCGAUGCGUACUUCCUGGUGAAGAUAUCACAAACUCCUCGUCACAGGCGAUCAAAACAGAUGCUUGAACAUGUGCUUUCUGACUAGACUAGAUUUGAUUUUGUUUCCAUAUUAUUGAUGUUGAUCACCACACACUAGACUGCCCAUUUGACUAGACGCCUAUCAAUGGUCUUUAUAUUAACUCAUGACAUGUAUUGAACCUCCUGGUUUUUCAUCACAAGUGGCAUCCAAGAUCAACAUACUGCCCUCAGUUACUUGUGCUCAAAAACCAACCAUUUUCAAAGCUAAGCAUUCUGCAGUAUGCAUUAAAAUUUUAUGUCAACUGAACAAUGAGAGAGUAGUAUCCAUUCAAUGCAUUGUGACAAAUAUGGCAUUUUAAGUUACAACUACUGUAAAGGGGAUAAUUAUUCACUGGGUUUUAAUUUUGCUUAUUUCGCUUACUGGAAAAUGUGCUAAAUUAAAACCCAGUGAAUAUGUAAAAUUUAGCAUAGAACACAUUAUCUUAAUGAUAAAACCGUAAAUUUAAAACCCACUGAAUAUGCCUAACAUGGUAAAUCAGCGAAAUUUAAACCCAGUGAAAAUUAGCCAUUUUACAGUAUUAUCAUCAGGGUUUGGACUAAUGCUAGCACACUAGCUAAAUCAAAUUGAAUAGGUACUUUUCCGUACAAUUGCGAGAUCUCGCGAGAUGCAUGAAAGACGCGCGUCGAACGUCUGCCGCAAAAAUCGAACGAUUUGAUUUUGAACUCGAAUUUCCUUAUUUCGUAGCUCACACCGACCGGCCGAUCUUCGACAGAGGAAUAUUGCUUCCGAAUACCCUUACUUAAUCGAAAUUGCCUAUCAUCAAAUGUGGACAGCACAUUAUUAAGCAUGGAAAUGUCCCCAAAAUACUUUUGCGUUUGUCGAAUCCCACGCGAUGUUUGACGCGACUACGACGCUAUGACCUUUGUUUGUCCUGUUUUUACGUUCGAUUUCACGCAUAACGCGUGAUUCUCGCAGUGUACGGAAAAUGGUCUAUUGUAGAGAUGACAAGACACACAUUUUCCAAGUCAAUGAAAAAUACAGUGAAAUAUCUGAAUAAGGUGUACAACUAAAUAUAAAAUAUUUUCAUCAUGAAUUGUUGAAUUUUGUCAAAUAAUAUAUAUUUUGCAUAUGUUAACAGAACUUGUGUUAGGGCUAAUCGUUAAAUCGUUGAAAAAGUGAGUGCUAAAUCUAACUGUAAAACUCUUUGAAGUAUGUGCAUAUCGUUUUAGCGAAUUUACCUCAAUGCUACGAAUCAGGAAACCAUUGUGCGAAUAUUUUUUUGUUGUUGAAUUUACAUGAGCUUGUUAGUUAAAUCAACUUUCCUGCCAUGAAGACUUGUUACACAAAUCUUAUAAACACGUACGGUACCAUUUUUGCACUAUUAGAAGAACAUCUCCAAUAAAAGCGCACAUUGACCAAAUAUUGCAUUUUUAUUAUGUUUACCCAAAACACACUGUAUGCAUAUGCAUUAUUAAUAUAGCAUUUACAGUGUACUCUUAUCAUGUCAGUACAUGUGUUUGUAUUUGAUGAGAUAAACGUACAGUAGUAAAAUGUUUAGUUAGACAAUAUUCAUAUUCAGUCACACACAAUGAAUUCUAUUAUGCACAUAAUUGAUGUACGUGAUAUGCAUAUGUAUAACAGCAGUAAACUAAGUUUGAUUACCCAUACAAAUAAAUUGAACCAAAUUUCAUUAAUGUAGAAUUAAGAUUUACACUUUAUAAAUAUGGCUGCGAUUCCUCUUGUUGUAUUCAUUGCAUAUCUAUAUCAGUGAGCUAUAAUUAAUUUAUUGUUUACUGUUAUGAUACCUUCC